This is a messenger RNA of Protopolystoma xenopodis, 417 nucleotides long. NCBI's taxonomy places the organism in Eukaryota, Metazoa, Platyhelminthes, Monogenea, Polystomatidea, Polystomatidae. The record is from the annotation of a GenBank genome assembly.
AUGGACACUGCUAUUGUCAAGCUUCGUUUUCUUCAGAUGACUCAUCCUUAUGAAUCCAAUUUUACCUCCCAAGCUCCUUCUGAGACAGAACUCGGACACCAGAAAGAAGUGGAUGAUAAACUAAGGAAGAAGGAUAGCUGGGAAGAAGUUUGCAUGACUCCUGAAGAUCCUUUACUCCAAUUAAUUGAGUCUCUGCCAAGCUUGGAUCUGGAAGAGUUGAUUGCCUUCCUAACUAAGUAUGAGGCGCAUCAUACCCUGGCGUUGAUCUACUCGUCAAAAGGCAGCUUGACUUCUGCUUUGAACAUUUGGCAAAGGUUGUUCCUUCUGUACUUUCAUGCAUUUUACCUUAAUUGCCUUCAUGAAUUGGUGCAAAGGCUUGCUAUAAUGGCGAGCCUGAUCAGGCACUAUAGCUCAUAG